This is a messenger RNA of Microdochium trichocladiopsis, 2352 nucleotides long. RefSeq lists its product as uncharacterized. Gene Ontology annotation, molecular function: RNA binding. The coding region runs from base 1 to 2352 and encodes 783 amino acids. The transcript has 2 exons. NCBI's taxonomy places the organism in Eukaryota, Fungi, Ascomycota, Sordariomycetes, Xylariales, Microdochiaceae. Gene Ontology annotation, cellular component: nucleus. The record is from RefSeq and is a predicted model, not a curated record. Gene Ontology annotation, biological process: RNA processing.
AUGUCCGCAAACAAACCCCCGACAGGUUUCCCCAACGUUGAGGCCAAGCUGCAGACAGCUUCCAAACAAUCCGCAUUCGAGAAGCAAAAACAGGAGGCAGAGGCGAAGCGCAAACGCGAGGCUGAGGAGACAGCUGCCGUUUACGAGAGCUUUGUCAAGAGCUUUGACAACGACGACGACGACGACGACCCUCUCAACCAGUUUACGCGAUCACGCGGCUCACAACAUGGAACACCCUACGGUCGUGGCGGCAGCGCGCUCGGAGGGGGCGCGGCAAGACGGCAUUUUGGCGCCAGCAUGGGCAGCACUGCCGGCUCGAUGAAGAGCGGCCCUGGCUCUCUAGGUCCCAAAGAGAAGGGGGUCGACAGAGCUCACGAUGGAUACCGUGCUGUUGGGCGCGCCGGGUUUGAAGAUGCAGACCUUACAUCCACACCCACAAAAUCCGUCAACCAAGCCUUCGACGUCAGCGAUGACGAAGCUGAAAGCGCCCGGAUUCGUGAUCAGGCAGAGGAGAAGGCGGUCGCCAAGCCUACGUUGCGUUUAGCAAGUCUCCCUCUUGGCACAUCACCGGCUUUCGUCAAAGCGCUGCUACCCUCGGAUCUCGCUGUAGAGAACGUUAAGAUCCUCCCGCCCACAGCUCAAUCUGUCAACACCGAAAAGAGAUCUUUCACAGCCAUUGUGACAGUGUCAAAGGAGACACCAGCAGCGGAUCUGGACUCCGCGGUCAGCGCAUUGCAAAACCGCUACCUUGGCUACGGAUUCUAUUUGACGAUACACCGUCAUUUGUCCUCAGCGGUAUCGACUGCUGCCGCGGCAUCUAACCUAUCCUCCUCGGCAGCUGCAUCACACCCAUUCGGUGCCAAGCCCGUCCCACAGAUGGGAGAUAGGAACACAAGAUCGUACCAGCACGGCGGCCGCCGGGGCUAUGCUCCGCCCACCUCGUACGGGCCAGGAGGGCCCAUAGCCAAGACAAUCCUGCACGUUCCGAUACAAGCACCGCGCGAUGUAAAGCAGGUAGCCCUGAUCCACAAGGUGGUUGAGGCGGUGCUAGAACAUGGUCCCGAGUUUGAGGCACUACUCAUGUCUCGCCCAGAAGUUCAAAAGGACGAACAGUGGGCGUGGAUCUGGGAUGCCCGGAGCGAAGGUGGCGUGUGGUACAGGUGGCGCCUGUGGGAAAUUGUGACCGGUCUUAACACCAGACGGAGCAAGUCAGGCAAUUUCGUCCCGGUGUUUGAGGACAGCCAUGCGUGGAAGCUGCCCGAAAAACCUCUGCUGUAUGAGUACACGACGUCUAUCGACGAGUUCGUUUCCGAUCCAGAGUACAACUCAUCCGAAGACGACGAAUCCGAGAACGAAGGCACCAAACCAGGGGAGAAGGCUGAGGAACCAAUAACGUAUCUGAACCCUCUUGACAAAGCCAAGUUGACGCAUCUCCUCACCCGACUCCCAACGAGUCUUACCCGCAUUCGCAAAGGCGACAUUGCCAGAAUCACGGCGUUUGCCAUCACACAUUCGAGCCGUGGCGCAGAUGAAGUCACCAGUUUGAUCGUAUCUAAUAUUGUGAACCCGCUUGCAUUGACCGUCCCUGCAUCAGAACGGAUCAAGAGCCACAACGACGAUGCGGAAGAUCUUGGCCGAUCUGCCGAGGAGACCACGGCCAAAGCAGCGGAGGCACAAGACCGUAGCGGAGCCAGUCUCGUUGCUCUCUAUGUCGUCAGUGACAUCCUCUCAUCUUCGGCAACAAGUGGCGUGCGGCAUGCUUGGCGCUUUCGUCAGCUGUUCGAGCAUGCGCUCAAGCGUCACAAAGUCUUUGAGGUCUUGGGACUCAUGGCGGACAGGAAUGACUGGGGACGUCUCAGGGCUGACAAGUGGAAGCGAAGCAUUGGAUUGGUCCUGGAUCUCUGGGAAGGCUGGUCUGCCUUUCCAAUCGAGAGCCAGCGUUUCUUCGUCGACACGUUCGAGAAUCCGCCAUCGGCCCGGCGGGAAGAAUCAGUAGAGGCACAAGUGAAGAAGUCGAAAAAGUGGAAGACAGUUGAAGCGGGCGCUGCGCCUGCGGCUGACAGUGGAGGAUUCAAACCUUUGCCAGCGUCAGAUGUUGUAGAUGACACCAUGGAUGACGAAGAAGACGACAUGUACGGUUCGGAGAUGGACACAGAUAUUGACGGGGUGCCCAUGGACGAGGACAAGGACGGCAGUGAGGGAGAUGGAGAACCUAUGGACGAGGACAAGGCACAGAUCGAGACAACGUUGACAGCCGCCGAGAAGGAUCCUGUGCCACCGGAGGAGGCACCUAGGCCACGAAAGCGCUUGACAGCAGCCGAUAUGUUUGCAGAUUCCGAUACAUCAGACUGA